AAAUCGCUUAAGAAAAUUUAAGUCUGUUAUCUAUGCCUUUUUUGUAUUCAUCCGUCAAACGUGGAGACGAAAGGUUGUGGCGAGCAAUAAAAAAUUAAAUUUAGUGAAAUAUUGUGAAUAAUUUUUAUCCACCCUUUUCAAUCAAAACUAAGAUGUCUCGCUACAGAGAAUGGGAUCUUUCUUGCAAAGUGUACGUGGGCAACUUGGGUACUAAUGCGUCUAAAUAUGAAAUAGAAAAAAUAUUUUCUAAAUACGGUAACAUACGUAACGUAUGGGUAGCUCGAAAUCCGCCCGGAUUUGCAUUUGUAGAAUUCGAAGACCCCCGUGAUGCUGAAGACUCUGUUCGUGGACUUGAUGGAACACGCUGCUGUGGCACCAGGAUUCGUGUCGAAAUGUCAAAUGGUCGCACAAGGAGAGACCGCAGGUCCAUUUUUUCAACAAACCACCAACACACCAACGACCUCACCACAUCUCUUCACAACUACGGCUUGUUAACCAAUUUGACAUCCGCGAUCGCCGCUCGCAUCAACGUCUUGCUCGACUUCUGCGGUCGUCUCACCCAACUGCUGCGUGCAGACGAAGUCACCAACAACUGCGUCCCCAUAACAAUCCUUCUCACAGCAGUCACCUAAUCCUCAAUUUUACCUGAACUUGGAAUUGAAAACACAUUCGAAACCUCCAACAGUAGGAAAACAACAAGUGCACUGAAUAAAAUACUCAAACGUUGACAUAUCUACGAGUGCACACACGUUUCACCGUGGCACCAAGCUACUAACGGCGACAGAACCACCUCCCUGUGUUACCACAAUUUUUAUUGAGCUUUCCACUACACCGGUUCUUCGGAAGAUAAAGUUGAAAAUCCAACUUCGCCUCAAUUAUUUCCUACGGCCUCAUAGCAGUCGCACAACGGUCGACCUUCUUCGCAGGCUCACCAUGUAUCGGUACUAUUUGAAUCCUAUACUUAGAACCUUACCUUGAUACCUGUAUUUAAAUUUAGUAAUUUUGUGUUGGUGUAUUAUCAGGUGUAUUGUAGGAAAGUUAGAGCGAACGGACAUUUAUUUUAGUUUUAUUAGAACGUUUCUAUAAAAAAAUACAUAAAAAUUCAAUAAUAGCAGAUUCUAUGUUAAAUUAAAUGUUUAAAGGGCCCAACCUCGAAGCAUUCAGUUUUACUGAAGAAAAAAAAGGUGUAAAGAGUACUCAUGGUUGGUGGUAGCCUGUUAACAUUGCGAUUGUUGACAGCGGGGCUAAUGGUUGUCUUUAAACUGUUGGCUAUCAGUUAUGACCAAAAAGUGAUUUUAUACAUUAUCAUCUGAUUCCAGCAGGUCACGCAGUCGUAGUCCCCGCCGCCGAUCAUACUCUCGCGGCCGGUCAAUGUCUCCACGACGGUCGCCUUCAGUUCGCCGUCGCUCUCCUUCUCCCCGCCGUUCACGAUCACGCGACCGUCGCAGUCGUUCUGACAGCAAAACCAGGUAAACCUAAUGGUUUUUAAAUCUUAUUCUUUUUAAUAAAAGAAAAUAUUAAAUUCUCAUUUUGAAUGAGGUAGGUAUAUUCAUACUAAUUUUGGAUAUUUGUCAUAAUUACUUAUGCAGUUACUUUAACUAUUGUAUGUUUUAUGCGUUUUCAUAUUUAAAUUUACCGUUGUGUAGAAUAUUUCUAUUAUCGCACUUCACUAAUUGCAUCACGUAAUUUCCUUCCAUGACACGAAUUUGAAAACGAUUUAUCCAUCAUAUAAGCUACAAUUUGUGAACAAAAAGACAUUUAUGAAUAAUAUAAAGUCUACUAAGAAAGAUAAAAAAUACAAUAUGUUACUAAAGAUUAAAAAGUUAAACAUGAAAAGCUUUUUUUUUUCAGGUUUUAUUAGGUUUUAUUUUUUAUUCAGUUACUAGUAAUCACGUAUUUUUUUUAUAGGUAUUGAGAAGUUGUGCAGAUUUUAGAAGAACAAUGUGAAAGACUUAUAGUUUUAAGCGUGUACAUGUGAAAAUGCGUGUGGAGUAAUUUGUAUACUAUUGCUAAUAAUAAUGCAACCUGCAUUAGCUGUCUUUGAAAACAUAAGUCUAAAACUUUUAUAAGUGUUUAGAUCACUCACUUCAUUAAUUUUAAGGAAUUAAAAUACAUAUUUUACUUCAUAGAUAUUAUUAAGAUGACUUAAAUAUAAUUUUGAUGUAAA
Bombyx mori (domestic silkworm) is the source of this 2167-nucleotide messenger RNA. It is a transcript of the gene Rbp1, whose product is annotated as RNA-binding protein 1. Gene Ontology annotation, molecular function: RNA binding. The record is from RefSeq and is a predicted model, not a curated record. The transcript is spliced from 4 exons. NCBI's taxonomy places the organism in Eukaryota, Metazoa, Arthropoda, Insecta, Lepidoptera, Bombycidae. Gene Ontology annotation, biological process: mRNA splicing, via spliceosome. Bases 153 to 632 code for a protein of 159 amino acids. Gene Ontology annotation, cellular component: nuclear speck.